Molecule: messenger RNA, 771 nt
Organism: Spodoptera exigua (beet armyworm)
Lineage: Eukaryota; Metazoa; Arthropoda; Insecta; Lepidoptera; Noctuidae
Source: the annotation of a GenBank genome assembly
AUGGCUUCGUAUAUGGAAUCAGAGUAUGCGUUGAUGCCUCCUGUGAUCCAGUUGGAUAGUUACGAGAAUUGCACACAAGAUGCUAAGUGGCUGUACUGCAAGGCGGAAUUUGUUCUCGUAUCAGACGAGUACAAUCCACGUUUGGCUAUGAUAGAGUUGUACUUUUUUGGACCAAUGCCAAUAAUAUUGAACGGGCCGCUGAUAAUCCAGACGUUUUUGGUGAUUUCUUCUUUCCUCCUUAUAUUUAUCUGGCUGAAAUACUCUGAGAAAAACAAACCUUCAUGGAAGAUGAUCCCGAUACAAUUCCUCAUGAGGUGGACCAGAUUAACUCCAUCGUACGCCAUUGUGUUGGCCUUGACAGCUUCUAAGUUUGGGAGAAUAUCAUCUCAGCCGAAUUGGAAGAUUGUAGGCAACGAGAUAGCUGAUUGUCGACGCGACUGGUGGAAGCACCUCCUCUACAUCAACAACUAUUUCGACAACUCCGAGUAUUUGUAUAGAAGCAUCAUCGAGUGGCGUUUCUGGCGGAUCCCGAGUCAGUUGUCAUAUAGUGCAUACCUCCUGCAUUUUUUCUUCGUGAGAAAAUACGCGGUGACUUUGACGUCUACCCGCGUUGUAUCGGCUUGGACUGUUAUGUACGACGUGCACAUUGUCAUAGUACACACUAUGUUAGCUGCCACAGUCUUCUGGCUGCUAGUGGAUGCCCCGCUGGCAAACCUCAGACAAUACUUCUUUAAAACGAAUAUAUUCGAAGAAAAGAAGAAAGUGAAAUAA